GGUGUGUGUACCUCUUCAUCCCAUCGCAACUGAAACUCCCCCUCCGACACUGACUGACAGAGGACAGGUCAUGUGAUCAGGGGUGAUCAUAAUUUCUCUCUCCGAGCCCUGAGUUGGGAGUUGGGAGUUUGUUGGCACGCUGACCACAGGGUUUUACGCUGGAAAUGAAAAGCGAACCCUCAGGAACAGGAAGUUGGAGUCGGUGAAACUCUUUUAAAUCGAGACUCGCUGCCGGUGCGGCGGCUCUCAACGUGGGCGACGGCGCUGAUAAAUGCCGCUGCUGGGUGGGAGCAGCCAGCUGACCCGGAGCCAUGGAGGGACACGAGUUCUGGCAAGUAGGAGGAGGAGGAGGAGGAGAGGCAGGACUUCACCGGCACGACUCUGCAAAUCAACGGCUCAUUCAGAAAGUGACACGGUUGUACCGAAUGGCCCAGUUUACAGUUGUGGCUCUGCUUCUGCUGGUUUCUGGAGCUCUGGCUUUGCUGAUCACAGUCGGGCUCGGAGGACGAUGUCACGUGUCACCGGACGGAGAGGCCAAAGUGUCAGCUGACAGCCAUUCAACAGAUGGCAACAUCCAACAAGGAACUGGAAGAUUUGAGGCCAGCACAGAUGUCCAGACUCCCAGUGCCAUGUUGACAGUUCAUAGAGGAAAUCAGACUGUUGGGAAAUACCUUCAAUGGGAGACUGCACACUGUGGAGGAGGCUUCCACUACUCCAGUGGAGACCUCGUGGUUCCCAGAGACGGCUUCUACAGAGUGUUCCUGCAGAUCACCUACCAGAGUAAUGGGGAACAUUGUCCUGUACUUGAGAUGAAGCUCAACAACAAGGUGUUUUGUUUCACGGCUAGUUACCCUAUUGAUACGAUUCUCCUAACAUCAUACGACACUGUGAGAUGCAGCAAAGAACUGUGGACUAAAUCCCUGUAUACGUCCGGCUUAUUUAAACUGGAGGCUAAUGCCAGGCUGCGUGUGACAGCAACUUAUCCAAAAUUUAUUGCUAGGAAUCAUUACGAGGUGUUCUUUGGUGCCGAACGUCUCCCUUAGUAAAAUGAUUGGACUGUCAGAAUCACCCAAAUAUAAUCUUGUAUGUUCUCCUCCAUGAAAACUGAAGGGAACAUACCAGUGUAGUUCACUGGCUUUCUUUUACUAUUACUGCUCAUGACACAGGUACAUUCACUGAUGAAUUUUUAGCUAGAGAAACUAAUAGUAUCUGCUUGACAACAGGGUUGCAAGGGGUUAAAGGUGUUAAAGGGUUAAAAUCUGUAUUGUUUUUAACUUAAUAAAAGCUCACAUAAACAUGCUACUGCAUUAACAGGGAUUUUAAUAUAAUAAUAAUAGCUUCAUUUCUACAGCAGCCUUAACAACAGUGUUCACAAAGUGCUUUGACAGAUUUAAAAUGCAGCACAGACAGUCAAACAAGAUAAAGGAGAAAAGUCAGAGCAGUCAAUUAAAAGAAAUAGUAUUAAUUAUUAAUUAAAUUAAUAAUUAGCUAGAUUAGCAAUCAUAGCAAACAAAGGAACUAGGCAGUUUAAAUAUAAUAUAUAUAUAUGUAUAUAAAGCACUUCUAAACAGCGUUUAGAUAUUUUAAUAGCAUUUUAAACUUGUAACUUCACAGCUCUAAAUAUAUGCUACCUUUUUAUUUUCUAUCUUUGGAUAAUAAUACACAUUUUGUCAUGAUACUAAGUACAAAGACAGUUAGUUUAAUUAACGCUCUGAGCCCCAAAACCCGCGGACGGGUAUUAAAGGCAUGGCGUUAUUUUUAAAUCACCAAAAUUACUCCAUUUAUCAUUGCAAGAAAUUGUAAUAACGGAAAGAAUUAGCAAAUUUUCAACUUUCCAGUGGCCUUUGAACUAACUGUGUGCCUUUCAUUUUUUUGUUGUAGUGAAAAAAACAAAAAAUUGUAAGCUAAGAUCAUUAUACUUCAGGCAAAUCCCUGUACUCUAACCACAUUCUGUAAAAAACAAAGAUAUUCUGUGCUCCUUGUCACAAGUGUGAAGCCAUGAUUGACUCAGCUGUAACUAGAGACACAGGACAAAAAUAAACAUUUUAUAUUGACCUUUUUGUGAUUUAUUUGCACUAUAAUGUAUCAUACUGCAGAAAAGACAUUUCUGAAUUGUCUCUGCUUCUAGCAAUAGUUGUGCUGUUUCCACAGUAAGAAAAAAGUAAUAAUCUAAAGUGAUUAAAAAUGUGACAGAAGCAUAAAAUGUCCAAAAAAGUCAUGGGGUUCAAAGGGUAAAUCAUGAGAUUACAGACUGAUAAGACAGACUAACUAAACAAUAGGCUACCAUCUAGAUCGCAAUCUUCAGGAUUUUUUGUGUGACAACUCUAAAGAACAAAUUUAAUUGCAGUCUUUAAAACAUUUUUCUUUUGACCUGUCUCCAUCUCCACGUUGGUGUGCCGCUCAUGAUAUCUGUUUGGAUUCUGUUUAAGUUUUUCCAAAUGUUUUUUUGUUGCUGUGAAAGUUUCGUCUUUCUUUCACUCAAGUGGAACAUGAGUCAGCCAAUGGUCAGGUUAAAAAAAUGAAUCAUUCCGUGGAGCUACUAUAUAUAACUAGCUGGGAACAGAGAAAAACAGCCUAAACAAAGUGUCCAGCACUGAAUCAGAAGUCUGAAUGACAAUGCUGCGGUAGUAUUUAAAGAACAGCAGCUGAGGUCAGAUUGACUCAAUGAAAAGCAGCUUGAAGAUGAUUGACCAGAUAUGCUAAUGAAGGAUUUUGUGAAUCAAAGGAACUUUGACUGAGUUGGAAAGCAGAAGUAAGAAGAAGGAUUAUAAUAGUGUCUUUCAUUAUAUUAACAAAGAUAAGCAACCUACGUGACAUGCUGACCUGGCUGCAGUAGUCAGUAUGUUUUGUAUGUGCCUUAGAAUGUGUUGCGAUAGCUAGGCAGGUUUGAAGAGUAGUAAACUGUACAGCUACCGACAGAUCAACCCAACCCACACAGACCUGCUUUCAUGACCUCACCUUUAUGAGUUAUGUCAUCAAGUAAAUAUGCUUAAAUAUGCAGAAUUACUUUCUUAUUUCCAUUUUUAAGCUUGGUUUGGAUUUUCUAGCCCCACCAUAAUUGUACCUUGAAGAAAUGUCGCAACACAUUGCAAGUCUUGUUCAUAAUCACAUUUAUAGCAACAGUAUGUCCAUGUUUGCAGUGUGCAGUUGCCUGAUGUUAUGGGUUUAACCGUGUCAAAGAGGAUCACGUCUCCAAGCUAUACACUGACACCGUGUUAUGUGUUAGCAAACGUACCUAUUGUGCUGAAUGUACUGCAAAUGUAGACCAAACAAAUGCAAUGUGAGGAACACUUUGCUGUUUGUUCUGACAGCUCAGAACUGCCUGCAUGUGUCAGUCUGAAUGCUCUGCUGUAGAUCUGGUGAAGGAGUACAAGGGGAUCAUUAUACCACUGUUGUAUUUAUGCAUGGGUGAAUUUGAACUGUUUCCUUUUUUACCACAAUGUUCAUUAUAAACUGCUGAAAAUAUAUAUUCAGCAGUUAUACCCUGAUAAAGAUGAUAGAUAUAUAUACAUGCAUCAGGGUUUUGUCUUUUUUUCAUGCUUGGUGAUGUCAUAUAAGUAUGCUGAUAUAGACUUAUUUAACAAGAUUAAAGAUUCCUUUUAUUAUUUAAUUAUUUGCUUGUGGGACACCCUGUACUCUUAAGUUGGUGCUAUGUGAAUUGACUUUUCCUACUUUGAAAGAAAUUAACAUUGUGUGUGUGUGCGUGCGUGCGUGCAUGUGUGUGUCCAUGAGUGUGAAAAUAAAACUUCAGAUAAAAACUUCA
Molecule: messenger RNA, 3763 nt
Organism: Amphiprion ocellaris (clown anemonefish)
Lineage: Eukaryota; Metazoa; Chordata; Actinopteri; Pomacentridae
Exons: 4
Coding region: 312-1043 (243 amino acids)
Biological process (GO): immune response
Cellular component (GO): membrane
Molecular function (GO): tumor necrosis factor receptor binding
Source: RefSeq, a predicted model, not a curated record